Chaetomium globosum CBS 148.51 is the source of this 2583-nucleotide messenger RNA. RefSeq lists its product as uncharacterized. Lineage: Eukaryota; Fungi; Ascomycota; Sordariomycetes; Sordariales; Chaetomiaceae. The coding region runs from base 1 to 2583 and encodes 860 amino acids. The transcript has 2 exons. The record is from RefSeq and is a predicted model, not a curated record.
AUGGCUGAUUCCGAUGUUGAAGAGGGUCCGCCCGCGCCGCCUGCGCUGCCCGCGCUGCCAGCGACACUCCCGCGUACUCUCACACUACCGCACCACCCAUCUUCGUCAUCUGUCCUUUCGUCUACGCGCUCAGUUAGCACCCCGUGGGGUACUCCUAGCCCGUCCCGCUGUCUGGCGACUAUGGCGGAGGAAGAGGCUUAUGAGGCUGAUUCGGAAGACGAUGAUGAAGGUACAGCGCUGGAUGAUAUUGUCCAGGAGACACUGGGUCACUGGAAUAAUCUGAGAAGCAGGGCGAGAAGGUCUCGCAACACAGACAUGUACAACCUGGACACGUUCAUCAGCAAGUGGGUGAAACAUCCUCGCCGGGCAAAGCAACUAGCAGAUGUGCUGCUCAAGCCUGAGGUACAGGCCGCUCUAGAGAGCAAGAACGUUGUUGUGAGAGUAGCGCAGGGCGAGGACGACAGUAUAAUUAGCAGAAUUCGACAUGAGUUGAAGCCAUUGCAAGUUGACCCAUCAUUCAGCGAGUUCAAGCCCGAAGAACAACAAGCAGCAGAUCCCACCACAGUUGAGGAUAUCUGUAAGACGGAAUGGCUGGACAAGAACCUCGCCAGAGCGUGGCCAACACUCAAGGAGAAGGCGCCUACUACAGUCAGAUUACUCUCGCAAGUCAUGCAGACUCAGUGGGAUAACGGCGUUUCGACAGUUCAAGCCAACAACGACUUCAAGAACCAGAUCUAUCUUGUUGUAUCUAUCUUGCUUGGCGGUUUCGCCCGCAAUAAAGCCAGCUUCCUGCGCGAUAUAUUGGGUCUGUAUCUCAUUGCGAACGGCACUGCGCGUCGAGCCAUUGAAGUCCUCAACCACAUCGGCGUCAUCCCCUCUUACGCAACUCUCAACCGCUUACUGAACCAGAUGGCGGCCAAGGCGAAAGAUGGUAUCAAGAAGGUGGCACACGACCCCAAUGGCAUCGUGGUAUACGACAACUUCAACUUCAAGAGUCGUGUUCGCGAACUGGCUGGCGGUAAGCAAGACCAGUUCAUCAAUCUUACCACAUCCCUCCUUCUUGGUUGCCCAGAGCUGAACGGCCCAUUCAAACAGUCCGACAUCGACAUCACUGUUCCGUUUACCAAGAAGAUGGUCAUCGAGUACCUCCUGCCACGGCGCCCUGUUAUCAACCAUGCGUCGCGAUGGCUAGUCAAGCAUUCGUUCCGCAAACUAUUCAAGAAGAACGUUGAGCCCUUGCCCGUGGUUAAGAGGGUUACCUUCCCUCGUUCUCCAUACAUUCAACUUGGCGCGAUAUUUGAGGACGAGGGCACGAUCGACGGCGUGUACGGAUUGCACGAGACGCUCUUCAAAGACCGACUAGACUUCAAGGAAUUCGCCGACCGCUUGGUGUUUGUUUACGGCGAUCAUAAAACGACGUCGUUCAUCCGGCGCAUCAAGAACUCACAGCUUGAGUCUGUCGAUAUAUGGGAGCAAAAGAAAUGGAUGCUUCCUAUCCCCGCCUUCUUCCAUAUCAAGCUCAACUAUAUUGAGAUGCUGUUCCGGGUGUUCUGGGAUACCGGUACCAAGACGACCUCCUCCGCUACGAUCUCGGCCGACGUUCAUUUCUUCCAUCGCGGCAAGAAUAUUACCAAGAAGGACAUCAAGUAUCACCAGGCGCUACCUCUUCUUAUACACGGGUAUACGGCUCGGAUCUUGGCGUUCAUCAUUGCGCAUCUGAUUGAAGAAGGCACACUGCAGGGGCCACUGUCAGUCGACGGCAUCUUGAAUGCGGUGGAGGCUAUGGACGAGGAUGACUUUGGGGGUGUAUUCGACCACAUCCUGCUGAUGAUGUACGAGGCAGUCCGUGUUGGUGAGUACGGUCUUCUUCGGGAGAUCAUUCCAAUGCUACCUGUCCUCUUCUGGGGAGGAAAAGGAUCGAACUAUGGCCCAGAGAUGCUGUAUUUCGCAUGGAUUCUGCAUCCCAGCGUCGCGAAACAGACUGGUCUCGCCGAAGCCAUCCUCAAAGGCGGGUUGAUUCGCUGUACGACCGCCGGCAGUGGCUACAAAGCCAUCGACUUGUUGUUGGAGCACGUCAACGCAUCGUAUGCGCUCGACGUCAAGUUCAACAAGAACUCCACGCACGAUAUCCAGGCGACGUUCUCCCGGCUCGCGCUCAAUGGCAACUAUCUCGCAACUAUUCGCAAGUCGGUUGAAGGCGUAUUCAGAGCCAAGCAGAAGGGUACUCACACUGCGGGGGACGCGACGGCAGACAUCAUCUCGUACGCCUGCAAGCUCUACAAGGAUGGAAUUACGCGGCGCCGGACGGCCGACAUCCCACCUGCUGGCUUCGAUGCCCCGGAUAUAUACGAACAGGGUCAGAAACAGCUGCUAGCGAAGCUUGCUGACUUCAAUGCCGUUGUGCCCGAGCCCAAGGAUGCAGCUGAUCAGCGGCUGAUCCCUGGCGUUGGUACAGGUGGUACAGAAGACGACGAAAUCGACUGGCUGGAUGAAGGGGAGCGAUUGUUCCACGUUACCGAAGAUGACUUCUGGCGUGUAGACUUGAAUAAUCAAGACGACGAUGUCGGCGGAUUGGGAAUUUGA